This is a messenger RNA of Medicago truncatula (barrel medic), 1038 nucleotides long. RefSeq names its product glutamic acid-rich protein. Bases 67 to 714 code for a protein of 215 amino acids. NCBI's taxonomy places the organism in Eukaryota, Viridiplantae, Streptophyta, Magnoliopsida, Fabales, Fabaceae. The transcript is spliced from 5 exons. The record is from RefSeq and is a predicted model, not a curated record.
AUUGCUAAGAACCUCAAGGAAUUAGUAUUAGGGUUUAGCAGUAGAGUGAGAGAGAGGAGAGAGAGAAUGGCAGGUAAGGGGAGGAAAAGGAGAGAGAAGAACUACAGGGCUGCGCACGGUGGCUCCACCGCCCUUCCUCCACCGCCUAAAUCUUCUCAACUCGAUGCUUUGCCCUUCAAACUUCGCCAAAUCAUGAAUUUCACUAAACACCAAAAUGAUUCUCCUGGUUUAUCAAAAGACAAGAAAUUUGAUGAUGGGCAUGUAAAAAAUGUGAAACAGGGUGAUACUAGUGAACAAUUGAAGGCACCACAACACAGUGAUGAACAGCUUAGUGAAAAUGAUGAUAAUAAGAAUAAGAAAAAAAGAAAGAGGAAAGAGGUUAAAGAUCUUAGGUUUGCAUUGGAUGAGGAUAAAACAAACUCCCAGCUAAAAAAAAAGGAGCGCAAAAAGAAGUAUGAAGCGAAAAAGAAGAAGCACAAAAAGGUCGAAGAAGAUGAAAUUUUGGAAUUUCCUGGGCAAGAAAAGAUAAAAUUUGGAGAUAUUGUACAAGCUCCACCGAAGUUAUCUUUCAAUCCAAAAGGGUUCAAGAUAUCGCAGGAUGCUUCUCAUGAGAGACUUAGACUCCGAGCCAUAGAGGAUUACAGGAGUCGCAAAGCAUGGGCAUCGAGGCCAGGAAAUCACCGUCCACCUCCGGUCACUACAUCGGAAUCUUAAGGAUACUCUGCUUACCUAAGGGAGUAUUGUGAAGCAUGCACUAGUAAGCAGAUUGUGCCUUGCAUGAACAAAUAAGAGAAAACAGAUUGCGCAAAAGAUGGUUUUUUCAUAUUUUCCCCCUGGGAGGUGAAUUUUUCUCCAUUCAGAAGCAACUGAUAGGUUGUUAUAAAAAGUAUGAUCCAUGAAAAGCCAAUAGCUUAGCUACUAGGAUGAUUAAUUUUUGUAUAACUAUAGAGAGAAAUAUCGACUCAAUAUGACGUUGCUAUUUGUAUUUUUGUGUCUCUAAAUAUUCUUUAAUCUAUAUUUUCCUUGGUUUGCUCUAAA